This is a messenger RNA of Blumeria graminis f. sp. triticale, 1038 nucleotides long. The record is from the annotation of a GenBank genome assembly. Lineage: Eukaryota; Fungi; Ascomycota; Leotiomycetes; Helotiales; Erysiphaceae.
AUGGUCUGCGUCGUCGCUUUUAUUCUUUACGCGGGCCAGUAUUCAUCGGAAUUAAAUCGAUUAGUUUUCGCGGUCAAUCAUUAUUCACACCCCAAUUAUGGUGUCUUCAAACUUCCUCCUGACGGCCAAUUUCCGGUGCCAAAAGAUAGAAGUGUAUUUAUGAGUAACACCUUAGUCGAUAGAGAGGGCACAUUUAUCCAGAUGUAUUGCUCGCACAGAUGGAACGAUUACAGAAUCAUUGGGAAAAUUAGUGAUGAACUGAUCGAUAUAACGAAUGAUGCCGUAGCUAGUUUUGAAACCUCACGCAAUACAGCGGACAGUUGCCUGGUUCAAAUUCUUCGAAAGAGGAACAUGAUGGGCAAAUUUAAUCUACUGAGCCCCGGAUCGUCUAAAAUUUACUGGUCAAAUUUUUAUUCUCGAGAUUGUACACCAAAAGUCUUGGCCAACUUAGCCUUUAGAGGUAAACUUGUCGUGAAGGGAAAGUAUAAAAACUUUAUUCCUUCGGGCUUAAAAGCGAGUAUAGCUAUCGAAAUUGACAAGAAAAUUGCACUAGAAGAUCUUAUCUACCGAGGGAAAAUAUUCAUGGAUGAUUAUGGGGCCCCUAUGCAAAGAGUUCUUACUUGGUACCAAGGUCAUAUACACAUAUUCGAAAGAACUUCAAGCAAUAGCUGGAUGCCCUUCACAACUCUGGGUACUGAGAGUAAAAAUGGAGACUUGAUUUAUGACUAUAUGCUUCACAACUUCAAGACAUUCUCCUUAUUCCAUCUUUACUUUGACAAGUAUCUCUGGGGAUCGAGAAACAGUUUCUUCCUUCAAAAUCCUAAUUCAGAAGAAUCGGAUUAUCUUGAUAAUGUAGAUAGCCAAAGAUCAAUCGCCCAAGAAAAUAUUGGGUUCGGAAGUCUGAAUUGCCUUAGACCAAUGUCUAUUGGUGGCUACAUCAGUGGACGGGAACCAAAUCGUAGUGAGGAAGACGUAAUGCCUGAUGUUUGGGGACUUGAAUUUUAUGUUCCCAAUCGAGAACCCGAGUCGAUUUUGUAG